Messenger RNA from Pieris brassicae (large cabbage white), 7010 nucleotides. RefSeq names its product myosin heavy chain, non-muscle (gene zip). Lineage: Eukaryota; Metazoa; Arthropoda; Insecta; Lepidoptera; Pieridae. Gene Ontology annotation, cellular component: myosin complex. The record is from RefSeq and is a predicted model, not a curated record. Bases 410 to 6325 code for a protein of 1971 amino acids. Gene Ontology annotation, molecular function: actin filament binding; cytoskeletal motor activity; ATP binding. The transcript is spliced from 28 exons.
AAAAGUAUAAACGAGAACGGAGAUGUUUGUGAAUUGUGAAUUUUCUUGGCGAUAAUCUCUGGAGCAUUUAAUUGAACUUAGAUUUUAUAUUUUGAUUUUAUAAAUACUUCCUUAAAUAGUGAUAAGAUUAUAAUACUUUCUCUAUCUGUCCAUUAAUGCGUUGUAUAAUUUCGGCAAACACAAAUUCGGGCGUCGACCGGUCCAUCCCUCCUCCGUAAACCGUUGCUGUCAUUCGGUCUGCUCACUGCUGUCUGUAAAGUCGUCAUUUUAUACGUGUCGUGCGGUUACGGCGCACGGAUAAAGCUGUUUCGAACAACGCGUGUGUAGUGUCGGUCAGCGCGACCGUUUAAUGUGGUAUACAGUGCCGAUAUCAGGUUAUCGUAAGGGUCGCGCGGCGUGAUCGGGCGCGAUGGUGGAUAUGGAUAGAAACGACCCGGAGCUCCGGUACCUGUCGGUGGAUCGGAACAGUUUCAAUGACCCGGCAACACAGGCAGAAUGGACCCAAAAGCGGCUUGUAUGGGUUCCGCAUGAAACCCAAGGAUUUGUGGCCGCAGGGAUCAAAGGCGAUCGCGGAGAUGAAGUGGAAGUGGAAAUCGCGGAGUCCGGGAAGCGAAUUCUGGUGCCAAUUGAUGAUAUCCAGAAGAUGAAUCCUCCUAAAUUUGACAAAGUUGAGGAUAUGGCUGAGCUAACAUGCCUCAAUGAAGCAUCGGUGCUGCAUAACAUCAAGGACAGAUACUACUCAGGACUUAUAUAUACAUACUCGGGGCUCUUCUGCGUGGUGGUCAACCCGUACAAGAAGCUCCCGAUCUACACCGAGAAGAUUAUGGAGAGAUACAAAGGCAUCAAGAGGCAUGAAGUCCCGCCACAUGUAUUUGCAAUCACUGACACAGCGUACCGCUCUAUGCUUCAAGAUCGUGAAGAUCAGUCAAUUCUGUGUACGGGAGAAUCAGGUGCCGGUAAGACAGAGAAUACAAAAAAGGUUAUCCAGUACCUUGCGUAUGUCGCCGCUUCUAAACCCAAAGGAUCUGGAGCGGUCCCGACGCCACAGUUGAUAAUAGGUGAAUUAGAGCAACAGUUACUACAGGCCAACCCUAUACUGGAAGCCUUCGGUAACGCCAAAACAGUAAAAAACGAUAACUCAUCACGUUUUGGUAAAUUCAUUAGAAUUAACUUUGACGCGUCAGGGUUUAUCGCUGGAGCGAAUAUAGAAACGUAUUUAUUAGAGAAAUCAAGAGCGAUCAGACAAGCGAAAGACGAAAGAACAUUCCAUAUAUUCUAUCAGCUCCUAUCUGGAGCCACUCCCGAGCAGCGAGCUGAAUAUAUCCUAGAAGACCCCAAAAGCUACUUUUUCCUAACAAAUGGAGCUCUGCCCGUACCGGGUAUCGACGAUGCGGCCGAGUUCCAGGCGACCAUUAAGUCCAUGAACAUUAUGGGAAUGAACAUGGAGGACUUCAAUUCGAUAUUUAGAAUAGUUUCGGCCGUUCUUCUUUUCGGUUCAAUGCAAUUCAAGCAAGAAAGAAACUCAGAUCAAGCCACACUUCCAGAUAACACUGUUGCGCAAAAGAUUGCACAUUUGCUUGGUUUAUCCGUCACGGAUAUGACAAAAGCUUUCCUGAAACCAAGGAUCAAAGUCGGCCGCGAUUUUGUGACGAAAGCUCAGACAAAGGAACAGGUGGAAUUUUCUGUUGAGGCCAUUAGUAAGGCGUGCUACGAAAGACUGUUUAGAUGGCUGGUCAAUAGAAUAAACAGAUCUCUCGACAGGACGAAAAGACAAGGAGCCUCCUUCAUCGGCAUCCUCGAUAUGGCUGGUUUUGAAAUUUUCGAGCUAAACUCGUUUGAACAGCUGUGCAUCAACUACACAAAUGAAAAGCUACAACAGCUCUUCAACCACACGAUGUUCAUCUUGGAACAGGAAGAGUACCAGAGAGAAGGUAUUGAAUGGAAAUUCAUCGACUUUGGGCUCGAUUUGCAGCCCACAAUUGACCUGAUCGAUAAGCCCAUGGGAAUAAUGGCUCUUCUGGACGAAGAGUGUUGGUUCCCGAAAGCGACUGACAAGACGUUCGUCGAGAAAUUGGUUUCUGCUCACUCGGUGCACCCGAAAUUUAUGAAGACCGAUUUCCGUGGCGUCGCAGACUUUGCGAUCAUUCACUAUGCUGGCAAAGUCGAUUAUUCAGCGACAAAAUGGUUGAUGAAGAACAUGGAUCCUUUGAACGAAAACGUCGUUUCCCUGUUGCAAGCGUCACAAGAUCCAUUCGUGUGCCACAUUUGGAAGGACGCUGAAAUAGUGGGCAUGGCGCAGCAAGCCAUGACUGACACACAAUUCGGUGCUAGAACGAGAAAGGGAAUGUUCAGAACGGUUUCCCAGUUGUACAAGGAGCAACUGACAAAACUUAUGGCCACCCUGCGAAACACCAACCCCAACUUCGUCAGAUGUAUCAUACCGAAUCACGAGAAGAAAGCCGGCAAAAUCGAAGCGCCACUGGUUCUCGACCAGCUCAGGUGCAACGGUGUGUUGGAGGGGAUUAGAAUUUGCAGACAGGGCUUCCCUAACAGAAUACCAUUCCAGGAAUUCCGUCAGCGAUACGAACUUCUGACCCCGAACAUCAUUCCCAAGGGCUUCAUGGACGGAAAGAAAGCAUGCGAACGUAUGAUCGAAGCUCUUGAACUCGAUCACAAUCUGUAUCGUGUCGGACAAUCCAAGAUAUUCUUCAGAGCGGGAGUCCUUGCGCAUCUGGAAGAGGAGAGGGACUACAAGAUCACCGACUUAAUAGUGAACUUCCAGGCUUUCUGCAGAGGAUACCUGGCGAGAAGAAACUACCAAAAGAGACUGCAGCAGCUCAACGCCAUCCGAAUCAUCCAGAGGAAUUGUGCUGCAUAUUUGAAGUUGAGAAACUGGCAGUGGUGGAGAUUGUACAUAAAGGUCAAACCAUUGCUCGAAGUUACGAAACAGGAGGAGAAGUUGACUCAGAAAGAAGACGAGCUCCGUCAGAUACGUGACAAGAUGGAAUCGCAGAUGGCUCGGUGUCAAGAGUAUGAGGCCAAAUUCCAACAGGCCAGCGCUGAGAAGACCCAACUCGCAGAACAACUGCAGGCGGAAUUAGAACUAUGUGCUGAGGCCGAAGAAAGUAGAGCGCGUGCCGCAGCCAGAAAACAGGAGUUGGAAGAGCUGCUGCACGAUUUGGAAGGUCGGAUCGAAGAAGAGGAGGAGCGGUGUAACUCUCUUCAGCAGGAGAAGAAGCGGUUGCAGCUCAAUAUACAGGAUCUGGAAGAGCAGUUAGAAGAAGAAGAAGGCGCUCGUCAGAAAUUGCAACUGGAGCGAGUGCAGUGCGAUGCCAAACUUAAGAAGUUGGAAGAGGAACUCGCUCUCACAGAGGACACCAACCAGAAACUCUCCAAGGAAAAGAAGUUACUGGAAGAGCGUGCCAACGACCUGUCUCAAGCCUUAGCAGAGGAAGAGGAGAAGGCGAAACAUUUGAGCAAACUCAAGACGAAACAAGAGUCGGCCAUCGCCGAAUUAGAAGAGAAACUUCUUAAGGAUCAUCAAAUGAGACAAGAAGUAGAGAGAGCCAAGCGGAAGAUAGAGACUGAGUUGCAAGAUGUGAAGGAGCAGCUCGUCGAGAAGAAGGCGCAGAUUGAAGAGUUGCAAAUUGUACUCACAAAACGUGAAGAGGAACUAGCAGCGGCUAUCAGUCGCGCAGAUGAGGAGGGUGCCCUACGUGCGUCCGCGCAGAAAGGGGCGAGGGAAGCCGAGGCGGCCCUCGCGGAGGCUCACGACGACCUGGAAGCCGAGAGGAAUGCACGAACUAAGGCGGAGAAGUUGCGUAGGGACCUCAACGAGGAGCUGGAGGCACUUAAGAGCGAGCUGUUGGACUCACUCGAUACGACUGCUGCCCAACAAGAGCUCCGUUCGAAGCGCGAGCAGGAGGUGGCAGUUCUGAAGCGAAGCCUGGAAGAAGAGGCUUCCUCUCACGAAGCGACCAUCGCGGAACAGAGGCACAAGCACUCGCAGGAGCUGCAGUUGCUCAACGAACAGCACGAGCAGAUGAAGAAGACCAAAGCUGCUCUCGAAAAAGCCAAGCAGCAACUGGAAGCCGAGAACGCAGAUCUCGCGACGGAGCUGAAAAGCGCGAGUGCCGCUCGGGCAGAUGGAGAAAGACGCAGGAAGCAAACCGAAGCUCAGCUUCAGGAACUCGUCGCCAAGCUGCAAGAGGUGGAGAGGACAAGGUCUGAAGUAUCAGAGAAAUGCAUCCGACUCCAGAGCGAAGCUGAACAAGCUCUGCAACAGCUGGAACAGGCAGAGUUGAAGGCUUCGGCCGCUGCGAAACAUGCUGCGACCGCUGGGGCACAGCACGCCGAGGCACAGGCUCUCUUAGAAGAAGAGACGAAGCAGAAGUUAGCUCUUCAAACCCGUCUGCGCAACGUUGAGCAACAGCUAGAGCAAGCCAGAGACCAGCUGGAGGAAGAGGAAGAGGCCAAGAGAAACUUUGAGAAGCAGGUGGUAGGAUUGACCCAGCAAGUUGCAGACGCUAAGAAGAAGGCGGAAGAGGAGGCGGAGGUGGCGGCGGCACUCGAGGAGCAGCGCAAGAAGCUCAGCAAGGACAUGGAAGCUCUGCACAGGCAGCUGGAUGAGUUGCGACAGGCCAACGACAAGCUGGACAAGAGUAAAAAGAAGAUCCAAGCUGAGUUGGAAGACACGAACAUAGAUCUCGAGGCGCAACGAGCCAAGGUGCUGGAGCUGGAGAAGAAACAGAAGAGCUUCGAUAAGGUUGUGGCGGAGGAGCGUAGCGUAGCGGAGCGUUACGCAGCGGAGCGUGAUGCGGCCGAAAGGGACGCACGAGACAAGGAGACCCGCGUGCUCAGUCUCACUAGGGAACUCGACGAUGCCGCUGAGAAGAUUGAAGAGUUAGAACGCUCCAAACGUCUCCUACAAUCUGAGUUGGACGAACUGGCGAACACCCAGGGCACGGCUGACAAGAACGUACACGAACUGGAGAAGGCCAAGCGUGCGUUGGAGUCUCAGCUGGCGGAACUAAAGGCGCAGAAUGAGGAGAUAGAAGACGAUUUGCAACUCACAGAAGAUGCCAAGUUGCGUCUAGAAGUUAACAUGCAAGCUAUGAGAACGCAGUUUGAAAGGGAUUUACAGGCGAAAGAAGAACAAGGCGAAGAGAAACGUCGGGGCAUCGUGAAGCAGCUCCGCGAUUUGGAAGCUGAGCUCGAAGAGGAACGCAAGCAAAGGGCCGCUUCGCUUGCGCAUCGCAAGAAACUCGAGGGCGACCUCAAGGACGCCGAGCAAGCGCUUCAUCUGGCUAACAAGGUGAAAGAGGACGCCGUAAAACAAACGAAGAAGCUAACAGUCCAGCUCAAAGAAGCUGUCCGCGAGGCGGAGGAGGCUCGCGCCGGUCGCGAAGAAAGCGCCGGUCAGGCGCGCGAGGCCGAGCGACGAGUGAAGGCGCUCGAGGCCGAAGCUCUCCAGCACGCGGAGGAGUUGGCCGCGGCCGAGAGGGCGCGGAGACACGCCGAGUGCGAGAGGGACGACCGGGACGACGAGCUCACCGCUGCCGCCGCGAAGGUGACGCUGCUAGUCGACGAAAAGAAACGCCUCGAAGCCAGAAUUGCAGCACUCGAAGAGGAUCUCGACGAGGAACAGUCCAACAAUGAGAUACUCAAUGACAGACUUAGGAAAUCACAGAACCAAAUCGAGCAGUUGACGAUGGAGUUGGGCACCGAAAAGUCUGCCACGCAGAAGCUGGAAAGCGGCAAGCUGGUGCUGGAAAGGCAAAACAAGGAGCUCAAGGCCAAGCUGGCCGAACUCGAGACUGCUGGACGCGCCAAGACUAAGGGCGUGAUUACCUCCCUCGAGCUGAAGGUUGUGAAUCUAGAAGAGCAACUGGAAGCAGAGAGCCGCGAGCGAUUGGCCCAGCAAAAGGCAUCCCGGAAACUGGACAAAAAGAUGAAGGAGCUGGCGCUGCAGCUGGACGAAGAAAGGAGACACGCUGACCAAUACAAGGAGCAGAUCGAGAAGAUGAACAACCGCGUAAAGGCUCUGAAGCGUCAACUGGACGAGUCCGAAGAGGAAGUGCAGCGUGAGAAAGUCGGCAAACGAAAAGCUCAACGCGAGUAUGAGGACCUGCUGGAGACCCACGAGACCCUCGCCAGGGAGUGCACCAAUCUGCGGAACAAGCUCAGAAGGCAAGGCGGUGGCGCCAUCGGCCUGUCGGGCGCGUCUUCGUCGACUCGCGUUAAGAGGUCCUCUCUGGCGCCGGGCCACGCCUCCGGAGACGAAUCGUUCGAUGACGUGAACGACACGGCCAACAGCCUCGAGUAAACGAGCGAGCUCGGACGAGCGGCAUCUCUGUACCCUUAUGUUACUGUUUCAAAUUAAAUCGUUUUGGAGAAAGACGAGUCUUUGACAAAGUUAUAAGCUUAAAAGCGUAGUCUGUUUGAUGUUAGGUUAGUUUCGAAAUUAUUUUUUGUUCGCUCGUCCGUACCCAAAUUGUAUCAAAAACGUAUCUUUAAGCGAAACCGGGAGCCUCUGUAUCCGCGAUUGAAAUUGCCCGUCGCGUGUCAGUCGCUUGCAGAUUACUAUUUAAUCGAGUAGUUUUGAUGACAAGCGAAAUUGUGUCCUGUACAUUGUUUUAUAUGAAGAGCGAUGACAAUUGUGUAUACAUGAGGUUUUGACAACUCUGCGUUAGAUUUGAAAAUUUUGUAAACCCCAAACUUGUUUGAUCGUGACCUGGUGCUCAAUUUUUUAACUCUUAGAAGUAAUUCAGGGUUGCCAUAGAUGAAACGGUAUUUUUGAAUAAUAUUAUACGACUAUUACAAUUUCUAUUAAAAAUUAGCCGAUUCGGUUCACCCCUACCAGUAUUAAUAUCGAGACAUUCCUAAAGUAUCGAGUUCCAUCGCUUCGACCUGGUCGAGCGUCGGUUGUUACUGCGUGAUAUUGUAGCUUUACCGCGGAACUGAGUUACUAAGCGCCGUUUUCUUCUCAAUCGAAACCUCUCUUAUUUAUA